Messenger RNA from Ziziphus jujuba (common jujube), 3232 nucleotides. Its product is annotated as exocyst complex component SEC10b. The record is from RefSeq and is a predicted model, not a curated record. The transcript has 25 exons. Gene Ontology annotation, biological process: exocytosis; Golgi to plasma membrane transport. Lineage: Eukaryota; Viridiplantae; Streptophyta; Magnoliopsida; Rosales; Rhamnaceae. The coding region runs from base 303 to 2825 and encodes 840 amino acids. Gene Ontology annotation, cellular component: exocyst; cytoplasm.
CACAGUCCAGCCUCCAGGUUUGUUCAUCAGCAAGCAAUAGGGAAUAUUCAAUCUUAACCCUGGUCCCAUAGAACAUUCUUCUUGACACUGCGAGGACAAAAUCGUCAUUCGCGAUAUUUUAUGUUCAUUGCAUUCUUCGUCCAAGAUCUCUCUUCUUCUUCUUCUUCUUCUUCGAUCUAAACCCAAGCCAAGCCAAGCCAAGCCAAAAGCCAAAAAGCCAAUUCGACGAUCAACGAAAGCGGGGACUUCUCUUCUUCGCUCCUCGCUGUGUCUCGGUCCAUUUUCUGAACUCCGGAAAAGAGAUGAAAGAGAGUAGGGAUGGAACCAAGAGUGCUAGGCAUGCAAAAUCUUCAUCUGUUACCUCACUUCCUCUCAUUUUGGACAUAGACGACUUUAAGGGGGAUUUUUCAUUUGAUGCGUUGUUUGGGAACUUGGUAAAUGAUCUUCUCCCAUCUUUUCAAGAAGAAGAGACUGAUUCAGCUGAAGGACAUGGCAACAUCAGUGGGACUGAUGCUUUGCCAAAUGGUCACAUAAGAGCCCUGUCAGAUACUGCAAAGUUUUCUCAGGGACCAUCCGAACCUCUGUUUCCUGAAGUUGGUAAACUCUUGUCCCUGUUCAAAGAUUCUUGUAAGGAGUUGGUUGAUCUUCGAAAACAGAUUGAUGGAAGGCUUUACAAUCUUAAGAAAGAAGUUUCUGCACAAGAUUCUAAGCACCGCAAGACACUCACCGAGCUGGAAAAAGGUGUAGAUGGUUUGUUUACUAGCUUUGCAAGGUUGGAUUCACGUAUUUCAAGUGUUGGACAGACAGCUGCCAAAAUAGGGGAUCAUUUGCAGAGUGCAGAUGCUCAGAGAGAAACAGCCAGUCAAACAAUAGAACUCAUAAAGUACUUGAUGGAGUUUAAUAGCAGCCCUGGUGAUCUAAUGGAACUUUCACCUCUAUUUUCUGAUGAUAGCCGUGUUGCUGAGGCUGCUUCAAUUGCUCAAAAAUUACGUUCCUUUGCGGAGGAAGAUAUUGGAAGACAAAGCAUAGCUGUACCAUCUGUUGUGGGCAAUGCAACUGCUAGCAGAGGAUUGGAAGUUGCAGUUGCUAACCUUCAGGAAUAUUGCAAUGAACUAGAGAACAGAUUGCUGGCUCGGUUUGAUGCAGCAUCACAGAAGAGAGAAUUGUCUACUAUGGCAGAAUGUGCUAAAAUUUUAUCUCAGUUUAAUAGGGGUACCAGUGCCAUGCAACAUUAUGUGGCAACUCGUCCAAUGUUUAUUGAUGUGGAAGUCAUGAAUUCAGAUACCAGAUCAGUUCUUGGUGACCAUGGUUUACAGGCUAGUCCUAGCAAUGUUGCCCGUGGGCUUUCUUCCUUGUACAAGGAAAUCACAGAUACAGUACGUAAAGAGGCUGCAACAAUUACAGCUGUUUUCCCUUCUCCUAAUGAAGUUAUGUCAAUUUUAGUCCAGAGAGUUUUGGAGCAGAGAGUUACAACCCUUCUGGACAAACUAUUGGUAAAGCCAUCUCUAGUGAAUUUACCUCCUGUGGAAGAAGGCGGACUCCUAUUGUAUCUUAGAAUGCUAGCAGUGGCAUAUGAAAAAACACAAGAACUUGCUAGGGAUCUACGUGCUGUGGGAUGUGGCGACUUGGAUGUUGAGGGGCUCACAGAAUCUCUGUUCUCUGCUCACAAGGAUGAAUAUCCUGAACAUGAGCAGGCCUCUCUUAGACAACUUUAUCAAGCCAAGAUGGCAGAACUGCGUGCUGAAAAUCAGCAGAUAUCUGAAUCAACUGGAACAAUUGGCCGCUCAAAAGGAGCUUCAGUAGCAUCUUCUCACCAACAAAUAUCUGUUACUGUAGUGACAGAGUUUGUGCAUUGGAAUGAAGAAUCAAUUUCCAGAUGCACUAUGCUUACGUCUCAACCUGCUACCCUUGCAGCCCAUGUUAAAACAGUGUUCACUUGUCUGCUAGAUCAAGUCAGUCAAUAUAUAACAGAAGGGCUUGAACGGGCUAGAGAUAGCCUGACUGAAGCUGCGGCUUUGAGGGAAAGAUUUGUGCUGGGCACUAGUAUGAGUAGGAGGGUGGCUGCUGCAGCUGCAUCUGCUGCAGAAGCUGCUGCUGCUGCUGGAGAAAGUAGUUUCAGAUCUUUCAUGGUUGCUAUACAACGUUGUGGUAGUAGUGUAGCUAUAGUUCAGCAAUACUUUGCUAAUUCUAUAUCUCGGCUUCUACUACCUGUCGAUGGUGCCCAUGCUUCUUCAUGUGAAGAAAUGGCAACAGCUAUGUCCAGUGCAGAGGCUGCAGCUUAUAAAGGUCUUCAACAGUGCAUUGAAACUGUGAUGGCUGAGGUGGAGCGGUUACUCUCGGCCGAGCAAAAGGCAACAGAUUAUCGGGCACCUGAUGAUGGAAAUGCUCCUGAUCAUCGGCCAACAACUGCCUGCACAAGAGUUGUGGCAUAUCUUUCCCGUGUUCUAGAAUCUGCUUUCACAGCACUUGAAGGGCUUAACAAACAAGCAUUCCUUACUGAAUUGGGAAAUCGCUUGCAUAAAGGACUGCUUACUCAUUGGCAGAAGUUCACUUUUAAUCCCAGCGGAGGACUACGGCUAAAGCGUGACAUAACUGAGUAUGGAGAAUUUGUACGCAGUUUCAAUGCUCCUUCUGUUGAUGAAAAAUUUGAAUUGCUGGGCAUCAUGGCCAAUGUAUUUAUUGUUGCUCCUGAAAGCCUCUCAACUCUAUUUGAUAGUUCGCCUGGUAUUCGGAAAGAUGCACAAAGGUUUAUUCCACUUAGAGAGGACUACAAGAGUGCCAAACUCGCUUCGAAGCUUGCUUCUUUGUGGCCAAGCUCUAGUUGAUAGAGUCAAUAUGCUGAGUUCUAUAUGAUCUCCCAAAUUUCUUGGGUAACAUUAAAUUAAGCAGUUUCAUGCUGGGGAAACUGACUCCUCAAUUUUGGAACACUUGGUAGCCCAAGACUGAGCACAUCGAUGCAGUUAAAAGAUAAUGAUCUUAAGAGCUCGUAGAUCAAGUACAAUUUUUUUUUUUCCCAUUUUUUAUUUUUUCUUUCAUUUUUGUCGAUUGUAUAUUUUGUUAAGGUAUAAAUAGGAAGACCUGAUCAUAGAUUUGUAAUCUUUAAAGCUCAUUUUAAUCUACUAGGUUUGCUAAUAUGUUUUUUUGCUCAACAAUUCGUAGAUUCGAUGUUAUGGUGUGCCUUUGUAAAUGAUUAAUUUGGAAGAUUAAUGAAGAGAAUUAAAAGCUUGAUGCA